UCUCUUCGUAGUUCGAUCAGGUUCGAAUUUCCACUGCAUUUUCCAGCUUUGGUGGCGUCCAUGGUGUCUUGUCUUCUGGUAAUGGCUGUCACUAAUGUCCCAUUUACAGGAAUUCCGAACCUUAGAUAUCGAUAUGUGAAUUCAUGAAAUUCAGUAUCUGACAAUAGCGAUUGCCCCGGGGAUCGUGUGAUCGUUUGUGUGAGCUUCGAAACCUCUUUCAAGCAAUUCAGGUUCAUGAGCUUAGCCCAUGCAUUGUGCCUGCGGCGGAAUUUAAAUACUUGGUCCAAAAAUAUUAGCCAUGCCGUAUUUUCAGAUGAUCAAAAACUCCUUCUUCUACUCAAAUCUUGCAAUGGAACUUCUGAGAUCUCUCAAAUCCACUGCUACAUGGUCAAGACUGCUCUUGACCUCGUCCCUUUCACAUCGAGCAAACUUCUUGCAUCCGCCAUACUAGACAUCAAGUAUGCAGCUUCCAUUUUCAGGGAUAUACGAAACCCGAAUCUCUUUAUGUUCAAUACUCUGCUCAGAGGCUAUUCUAAUAGCGAUGAUUCGAGACAAGCUUUUGUUAUUUUCAAUGACCUUAGAAAUCAGAACUUUUUGCCUGAUGAGUUUUCUUUCAUAACAAUUCUGAAAGCUUGUGCUCGAGAAUUGGCGAUUAAUACUGGACAGGGAAUUCAUGGGAUUGUUCAUAGGACUGGGCAUGGUUUAUUCAAUCAUGUUAACAAUGUGCUUCUGCACUUUUACUGUUCGUGUGGCCAAAUUGCAGAUGCCCGCAAACUGUUUGAUGAUGUUUCUCAAAGAAAUGAUUUGGUUUCGUGGAACACUUUGAUGAGUGGUUAUCUUCAUGCGUCUCAGCCCACUGUUGUUUUAGAUUUUUUUAGACAAAUGUGUGGGAGAGGUUUGAUCAGCGUGAAUACAGUAUUGACUGUUUCAUCUGCCGUGGGUGAUGCUGGCAAUUCCUUGGAUGGAAGGUCUCUUCAUGGACAUUGUAUCAAGGUGGGCUUGUGUUCUGGUCUCAGUGUGGUUACUUGUUUAAUUGAUAUGUAUGCAAAAUUUGGAGAUUUAGUAUCAGGACAAACUAUUUUUGAUGAAGUUGCUGAGAAAGAUGUAAUUCUGUGGAAUUGUUUGAUAGAUAACUAUGCUAGAAAUGGCAUGUUAGAAAAAGCAGUAUUUUCACUACAUCUCAUGAAACUUGAAGGAAUAAGACCGAAUUCAUCCACAUUGGCAGGAUUACUCUCAGCUUGUGCUACCUUUGGUGUUGUCAGUACGGGUAAAUACCUUGGAAAUUAUGUGGAGGAGGAAGGAUUGGCUGUGGAUGCUGUUCUUGGAACAGCACUGGUUGAUAUGUAUGCUAAAUGUGGGUUUCUAGACAAGGCGAUUGACAUUUUCGAUAAGAUAGAGGAUAAAGAUGUGAAGUCUUGGACGGCCAUGAUAACUGGUUAUGGGGCUCAUGGUCAGACAAGGAAGGCUAUUCGAACUUUGUAUGAGAUGGAAGAUGAGGGUUUUCAGCCCAAUGAAAUAACUUUCUUGGCAGUCCUGAACGCAUGUAGUCAUGGAGGUGUAGUGGUAGAGGGGAUGAGAUGUUUCAAGAGAAUGGUGUAUGAAUAUGGCAUGACACCAAAGAUUGAGCACUAUGGAUGUAUUAUCGAUCUUCUUGGUCGUGCGGGGUUGCUGGAGGAAGCUCAUAACCUAAUCAAGAACCUGCCUUCCAAGGGAGACAUUACUGGAUGGCGUGCGCUUCUGGCAGCUUGUAGGGUUUAUGGAGAUGUUGAGCUGGGUGAGUCUGUGAAGAGAAUGCUGGUUGAUCUAAAUGAUGAACAUCCCACCGAUUCAGUGCUUCUUUCUAGUACAUAUGCCAUUGCUGGGAGGCUGUCUGAUUAUACAAGAACUCAACAAAUCAAGGAAGAAAACAGAAUGAAAGAAGAAACUAGAUCAUCUCAUAUGCAGAAUGAGACAGCAAAAAAGGAAGCUGGUCGUAGUAUAAUUGAGAUGGAAAAUUUGUGUCAAAACCAUUUAGUGUGGAAUGUAGGAAAUAACUGACCUGUGCAUAAUUUUAGUAUGAUGUAAAUGACCCAAUCUUUGUCUGCUAGAAAUUGUCAUGAUUCCAAGACA
Messenger RNA from Momordica charantia (bitter melon), 2109 nucleotides. Its product is annotated as Pentatricopeptide repeat (PPR) superfamily protein. The record is from RefSeq and is a predicted model, not a curated record. Gene Ontology annotation, cellular component: intracellular membrane-bounded organelle. NCBI's taxonomy places the organism in Eukaryota, Viridiplantae, Streptophyta, Magnoliopsida, Cucurbitales, Cucurbitaceae. Gene Ontology annotation, biological process: RNA modification. Gene Ontology annotation, molecular function: protein binding; RNA binding.